Messenger RNA from Nelumbo nucifera (sacred lotus), 1894 nucleotides. RefSeq lists its product as uncharacterized. The record is from RefSeq and is a predicted model, not a curated record. Lineage: Eukaryota; Viridiplantae; Streptophyta; Magnoliopsida; Proteales; Nelumbonaceae.
AGGUUCUUCGCUUUGCCAGAUCUGGAUCUCGCGGGUUCUUUAAACUUCUUUGACGUAUUUUUCUCUCUCUGAUUAGCAGAUGAUAUCGUAGAACUCGUUCAUUAUUGUACCUUUUUCAUUUAGGGAGACCUUGAUUUGUUGGGCUUGUUUAUUGUUCUUUUCGUGCUACGGACUGUCAAUGGAGAUAGAGCCUCUUCAUCUUUUCUUCAUGUCUGUUGUAAAUCAGUUUCAGAUUUAAAGAAUAAAGAUGGUUAGACUAGAAUCCUGGGAAGGAAGUUCAUUGUUGUGAGUCUAAUAUAUUAAGCUGGGGCCUCUUGUUAUGGUUCUAAUGGUAUAUUUCACUAAAUUUGUCUGAGUUUUUUAAAAGGUUGACAAAUUAGAGAGAUGGAGGUUUCUGGUGCGCAACUUUGUAAAAUUGACUCAGACUGCUUGAAUGAUGGAGGCUCUGAAGUCUCGAAUUUGCAUGGCCUUGAGUUGGAAUCAGCGGAAUCCGGUAUCCGUAGGAGUCUUGGCUCAGACCAAGAAUUCGAUUCCAUGGAUGCAUUGGAGAUCUUGAGAGAAACUGUGAGGAUCCUUCGGUAUAAUUCCUCAGGUUUCCUGGUGAUUACAGCAGUGCUCAUUUGUCCCGUCUCUGCUGUUGUCCUCUCUAAUAUCCUCGUUGACCAUUCCAUUGUAAAGAGACUGACUAAUAGGCUCUUGUUAGUUGCCAAGUCAAGUGGGCUGCCCUUGAAAUAUUUUAUUAGACAGUCUUGCCAACGUUUAUCAGAGAUGACCAUUUCUGCUGCUUUCUGUUUCCCUUUGUACAUCACAUUCUCGCUAUUAUCCAAAGCUGCAAUUGUGUACUCUGUAGAUUGCACAUAUUCCAGAAAGAAAUUCAAUAUGUCAAAGUUUUUUGCAGUUAUCAUCAAGAUCUGGAAGCGCGUUGUCUCAACAUAUACAUGGGCCUGCAUGGUUAUUGUGGGUUGUCUGGCCCUGUUUCUUGUUCUGCUGGUUGCCGUUUGCAACAUUGUUUCUAUCGUAGGGUGUCCAUCUUCUGUGAUUGUUUAUCCAGCUGUGAUGAUGGGACUGGUAUUCUCCAUAAUUUUUGCCAAUGCUACUAUUAUCUGCAACCUUGCCAUCGUCAUCUCUGUUUUGGAGGAUAUAUCAGGCCCUCAGGCUUUGCUUAGGUCAGGUGUCCUAAUUCAAGGCCAGACCCAAGUAGGGCUUAUAAUAUAUCUUGGAUCAACAAUAGGGAUGGCAUUGGUGGAGGGGUUGUUUGAGAAUCGAGUGAAGACUCUGAGUUAUGGAGACGGGCCUUCCAGGAUAUGGGAAGGACCUCUUCUGGUGAUUAUGUACUCCAUCGUAGUGCUUGUUGAUUCUAUGAUGAGUGCAGUGUUCUACUUCACUUGUAGGUCAUCUAGUAUUGAAAGCUCAGAGGGAGAGGCCAACACCACCUUGGAAGUUAUCGAUUUUCCCUCUAGAUCAGUUGGUAUUGACUGAUAUCACCAUGCAACAUUGGUUCUGUUUCAUAUCACUUAAUCUCAGUUAAUACGGAGAAAGGUGGAGUUUUGACUAGCAGACAAUCAUUGAAAGAUCUAAGCAUGCAUUCAAUUUAUUUUCCAGCAUCAGUUUUGUAAUGCUGAUGCUUCAGCUCUCUAAGAAAGGAAAGCAUCCAAAAACCUUGUAGCUGCAAAGUGUUGAUCAGGAAGAAAUUUUGAAUACGGAGCAUUUUGGAAUUUUUUUGGGUAUACAAUGUAUUUCUUGCUGUGACUCGAAAUUGAUAGAAAGUUACCUCAAAUUGUUUAGGAAAUGUUCUUUUCUUCUGUUUUAUAUUUGUACAAGUAUAUCACAACUAUAGCUCAAGAGUUUGGAAUUCAUGGAUCAAAAUUGAUAGAAAGUUACCAAUUAUGCAGUA